This is a messenger RNA of Octopus bimaculoides (California two-spot octopus), 2351 nucleotides long. RefSeq names its product coiled-coil alpha-helical rod protein 1. Lineage: Eukaryota; Metazoa; Mollusca; Cephalopoda; Octopoda; Octopodidae. Gene Ontology annotation, biological process: cell differentiation; protein export from nucleus. Gene Ontology annotation, cellular component: centriole. The record is from RefSeq and is a predicted model, not a curated record.
AAUCUUCCCUCUAUCAUUUAGGCCGUAGUAAGAAAAAAAAAUAUUGGUAAAGUCCCCGUCCAAACAGAGAAAAUCCAGCUUAUGCGGGAAUCCUGAUCCGAAACUGCCCCCCUUUUUCUUUCUUUUGCCAAGCCGCUUCGUUAUGGGAUGUAAAUGAAUCAACAUCGGCUGUGCAGUACAAACACACACACACAUAUAUACACGACGGGCUUCUUUCAGUCUCUAAUCUAUCAAAUCCACUCAUAAAACGUUGGGUAACGCAGGCUACGGUGGAAAGCUCCAGACCCAAGUGCCACGCAGUGGGACUGAACCCGGAACUAUGUGGUUGGGAAGCAAGCUUCUUACCACACAGCCACGCCUAUGUUAAAAAAUGUAAAUUAAGACACAAAUAUUUGGGAUAUAAACAUUUAAUAAAGCAUGAAAUAUUAUAAGAUAGUUUGAUAAAUUUGUCUAUUGCUAAAAAUUGCAAAAUAAAUUUCAACCUUCACCUCUAUUUACGACAUUAGUUGUUUUCGUAUGAAUAAUGGCAGUUCAUUCAGAGGGAAACGAUGAAUUUCAACUUCUACCACCAACUGCUUUCGAGACAUUUUCUGUGGUUGGUGAUGCAAACAAACAACUCUUUGAAGUGAAGUCUGAAAUUGAAAUGUUGAAAAAGGAAAACAAAAAAUUGCGGCAGCAACAAAAAGUACAAAUAAAUGAUUCUAAGUUUGUUUCUCCAACUAGUGGUGUGUCUCCCAACACCAAUUUCUUUCAACAAUCAUAUCUAGAAAAUCUUCUUACACGUCAAGCAAGUGAGGUGUUUGAACUUAAACAGCAGAUAUGUCAGCUUACUACAGAUCACAGAUUGGCAGUGAAGUUGGCUGAGGAACAAAAGCAUUCAGAAAUUAAGGAACUGAUGGAACAGCAGCAUAUAACAACGGAAGCAUUUAAACAUAAGCAUUAUAUUCAAAUUAAAGAAAUGGAAAAUGAAUAUGAACAGAAUAAUCAAGAAAAAGAUAUGUUAAUUCUAAACUUAAAAACAGAACUUAAGGAGAAAAAUAAUCUUUUUGAAAACCAGAUAAGAGUUCUUAAUUGUGAUACUGAUGUACAUAUAAGAAGUCAAGGUGAAACUAUUCACAUUCUACGACAACAAUUAGAAACAGCUGGAGUUGAAAUUAAACAACAGAAUGAACAGUUAAAAAACGCAAAGGAUUCUUUUGCAGUGGAGAUUUUGCAGAAGGAUGAAGAAAUUUGUUCUAAAAGCAGGGAAAUCAAAAACUUAAACCAGCAGAUACAACAGUUAAAGACAUAUAUUGGUGACACUGAGAAUGUGCCAAGAUCUAUAGAAAUAUUGGAAACAGAUAAAGAAGUGCUGCAAAGCAGACUAAAAAUCCUUACAAAAGAGAAAGAGCAUUUACAAUCAAGCAAUGAUCUUUUGAAGAUUCAGUUAACAUCUAUUAAUGAAAUCUUAAUUUUACAAGAAGCAGAAUUAUCACAGUAUAAAGCUAAAUACCAUGAUAAUGAACAAGAUGAAAUUUUACUAAUUAAAAAAUGGAGAGAGAAAUUAUUUUCUGUUAUGGUCCAGCAUAAAUCAGCAAUAAUUCGGCAAGAAAAUGAUAUAGUGAAGUGGAAAGAGAAGGUAUCCAAUAUACAAAAUAAAUUGAAUUUAUCAGAAAACCAGCUCCAAAUAUUUAAUCAUUCUUUGUCAAAUAAACAAGCAGAGCUUGACAUCACAAUCAAUGAAAAUAAGAGAGCUUGUUGUAUAGUGCUUGUGUCUGGAAAGUUUGAAGAAUUUUAUCACAUGUUUGCAUCAAUGAAUAAGAAAUUGGCCUCAUAUGGACAGCGUGUUCAGUUUGCCAGCAGUAGAGUAUUGUUGUUAAAAGAUAUUAUGGCAAAACAGAAAUAUUUGUCAAAACUUCAACAACAAACAGAGCAGCAAGAAGGUAAAGACUGUGAAACAUCACUAGGGAAUUCAGUAACAUCUGGGAAAUGUGUUGAAAGUUUAGAAAGCACUCCUGAACACAUAAUUGUGGAGUUGCAACAAUUGCAGAAAGAACGGGAUUUGCUGGCUUCACAGCUUUCUGACAUCACUGCUGGAGUUGAAGAGAGAAUGCAAGCAGAAAAAACAAAAUAUGAAUUGCAAGUCUCUCAUCUGAAAGAAGAACUCCAUAAGAAUAGUAUAUCUUUCCAGGAAACAUCCAAACCAAGAAGCUACAUCAGUGUUACAAGGUCUAGAGUUUUACACCAGAAUAUUUAUCAAACAGGAUAAGAUUUGAAAGUUAUGUAACAUUUAUAAAUUUUACAUCAUUAUUAUCAUGUUUGCAUGGGCUAGAUGGAAUUUGUUGAAGUGAAUUUUCUCAGCCAGGUGCCCU